This is a messenger RNA of Phyllostomus hastatus (greater spear-nosed bat), 1758 nucleotides long. RefSeq names its product WD repeat domain 77 (gene WDR77). Bases 109 to 1137 code for a protein of 342 amino acids. Lineage: Eukaryota; Metazoa; Chordata; Mammalia; Chiroptera; Phyllostomidae. The record is from RefSeq and is a predicted model, not a curated record. The transcript is spliced from 10 exons. Gene Ontology annotation, molecular function: protein binding. Gene Ontology annotation, biological process: oocyte axis specification. Gene Ontology annotation, cellular component: methylosome.
GCCUGUCCAGAGGGGCGGAGGCCCUGGGAGGUACCACGUGGGAACUCUCCGGGCUCAAUCUCCUGCGGACGGCCACUUUGGGUCUAGGUUGGCAUUGAAACCGUGGACAUGAGGAAGGAAACGCCGCCUCCUGUAGUGCCCCCGGCGGCCCGCGAGUGGAACCUUCCCCCUAAUGCGCCCGCCUGUAUGGAGCGGCAGUUGGAGGCUGCGCGGUACCGGUCGGAUGGAGCGCUCCUGCUUGGGGCUUCAAGCCUGAGUGGUCGCUGCUGGGCUGGCUCCCUCUGGCUGUUCAAAGACCCCUGUGCCGCCCCCAAUGAAGGCUUCUGCUCCGCUGGAGUCCAGACGGAGGCCGGAGUGGCUGACCUCACUUGGGUGGGGGACAAAGGUAUCCUGGUGGCUUCCGAUUCAGGUGCUGUCGAACUGUGGGAGCUGGACGAGAACGAGACACUCAUCGUCAGCAAGUUCUGCAAGUACGAGCACGACGACAUCGUGUGCAGCGUCAGCGUGCUGCGCUCCGGCACGCAGGCUGUCAGCGGGAGCCAGGACUUCUGCAUCAAGGUUUGGGACCUGCCUCAGCAGAUGGUGCUGAACUCGUACCGGGCUCACUCGGGGCAGGUCACCCGUGUCGCCGCCUCUCCCCACCAGGAUUCGGUGUUUCUCUCGUGCAGCGAGGACAGUCGGAUUCUGCUCUGGGAUACCCGCUGCCCCAAGCCGGCGUCGCAGAUGGGCUGCAGUGCCUCUGGCCACCUUCCUACCGCCCUGGCUUGGCAUCCUCAGCAGAGCGAAGUCUUCGUCUUUGGUGAUGAGAACGGCACCGUCUCCCUCGUGGACACCAAGAGUGCGGGCUGCGCCCUCAGCUCGGCGGUGCACUCCCAGUGCGUCACGGGGCUGGUGUUCUCCCCACACAGCGCCCCCCUGCUGGCAUCUGUCAGCGAGGACUGCUCCCUCGCCCUGCUGGACUCGAGCCUGUCCGAGGUGUUCCGAAGUCGAGCCCACAGAGACUUCGUGAGGGACGUCACGUGGUCUCCACUCAACCACUCCCUCCUGACCACCGUGGGCUGGGACCACCGGGUCAUCCACCACGUGGUGCUCACGGAUCCUCCCCCAGCCCCGGGGCCUAACAGUGUCGCUGAGUAGGCCGGGUUGAAGACAAAAGGCAGAUCCCCCAGAGUAGCCUCGCCCUUUGCCCCUGCCCCUCAGCUUGUGAGGCCGUGCGGAGGCCUCCGCGGCAGGCUGACGCCCGGAUCUGGGCAUCACUGGGCGUGUCUCCCAGCCGGGGGGUGUCUGGGUGCUGGGAUCCUGUAGGCGCGGGGAAGAAAACCUUCCUGGAAGAUGGGUUGGUUUGUACGUCUGAGUGUGUGUGUGUGUGUGUGUGUGUGUAGUUUUUGGUUGUAGGGGGGAUAAGAAGUCCAUCCCACAUUGUUCCUGGGGCUCACCCUCCCCACCACCCUAAAACAGAGUUCACAAAAGGGUUUUGUGCUUCCCAUGUGGCUGUGCGUGAGGAAUUGGCCACAACCGGGUGGCAUGUGGGAUGUGGGCAUUCCUGGACCGGAGGACGCAGCUCGCAGGCCACUCAUGGACAUCGGAGCGUUUUAGUAGACUGAUCCACCGCGGGCGUGGGCGGGGCCCCGUUCACGGAAAUCCACCCCGCUCACCCUGAGGGAGAGCCGCAUCGCUCACCACGGUUCUGCACAUCUUGCCAUUGAACUGACUCAGAAAUCCACUUUCUGGCCCAAUAAAAUGUGACUGGUGCCUGUG